AUGACUUCUCAAUGGGAGGCAGGAGGGCGGCGCGGCGCGAGAGUGCGGCGGCGAGGGGCGGGCGUGGGCGGCGCCGCCACGUGGCUCCGGCUUUCGGCCGCGUCGCGACGCCCGCUGCUGCCGCUCCUUGCACGCGUUCGGGAGUCCGGGACCAUGCACAGUGAGGCGUUGAUGGAGGCUGAGUACAGCGAGGUGGUCGCGAGUUGUGAGGCGCGGCGCGACGCUCCCAUGGAGGCCACGCUCGACACCAUGCACCCGCUGGACCCGCCGCCGCCCGAUGUCUUGCUGGCUCUGCUCGCAAGAAACAAGGCGCUUGAAGUAAGGCGGGGUGUAUGGUGGGGGAUGGUGUGGAGGCUUGGGGAGCGCUGUAAUCAAGAAGAGUACCGCCGUCCCCUGGCGCAGGCUGCGCACCGUACCACCGCUACCCCUCCCCGCGCCCCGCGUCCCGCCCGUCUCUCGCCUCUCUAA
Messenger RNA from Spodoptera exigua (beet armyworm), 468 nucleotides. The record is from the annotation of a GenBank genome assembly. NCBI's taxonomy places the organism in Eukaryota, Metazoa, Arthropoda, Insecta, Lepidoptera, Noctuidae.